AUGGCGAGUCCAGCUGCGGCCUCCUUGAACCCUCCCCCUCGACCCUACCGACGAUUCUUAACCUCCGCUCUCCAUAAACGAUUCGUACAUGCUGCGUUCAUCUCCCUCCUCAUCGCCCUCCAUAAUGCUUUCUGGCUCGGUUCGAAGAAAGACCUAUUCUGGUCAUGGUUUCCUUUUGGCCCUGCUGGGAUCAAAGCGUUACUUUUUUUCAUGGCCAGCCUGUUCGUCUUCAUCCUCCAAAUAGCCACCCUCAAUAUCGGCAGACAGACGACAGUUUCCCCCUUUGCGACCUUCAGAACAAACUUCCUCAGUGUAUCGUCGGUGCAUACAUUGUUCUGGUACUUGAUUUCGGGAUGGUGGUUUACUGAAGCAUUCAUUUGGUCUUCUCCAGACCUUGGCUGGAUCACAAGAGGAAACCAUCACACUCCCGACAUUCUAAACGAGAAACCCAUCUUCUUCCGUCUUUACGCCUUACUUCUCGCGGUCGCAUAUGCAGGAGUUCAUACUUAUCGUGGAAAUUCAACCCUCCUCAUCCCCGUCUCACAACUGUCAAGCACGCCAAAACCCGACACCAAAGCUCAGGACACUCAUCCGAUCGAGCCUAUUCAGACGCAGCUGCAACGCAAACUGUUCCCUGUGCUCAUAGAGAGUACUCUCAUUCCAGGAGCCGUAAUCAUUGUGGCUCCUUUCAUCAAUGGCCUCUUCCUGCGAAACAUUUUCUGGCAGCUCCAUCUUGCGAUGGCAAAACCAUUCUUCAACCUUUCGAGAGCAAACGCCCGUCCGGUAGGAUAUCCUCCUCUGGGGCCUGUUUAUUUGCUCCAAUGCUUCGGUGCCGGAUUUCUCCUUACACUGACAUGGGAGUUGACUUCGCUCCUGUUCGUGAUUUAUCUCAACCAGCAGCCCACAAAGUCUGGGUUGCCACUUUCCGCAUCUAGCAAAGAUCCCAAUGGAACACUCCUUAAUGGACUCAAGGCCAAACGAGACGUCGUAAGAACCUUUGCCUUUUGGGAGUUGGCUAUCAUUGCCCACAAACACAAGGAACGAAGAAAGGCUAUUUUCGAAGACAUUGAACGGCCUGCCGGACCAAUGUGGAGCCAAAUGGUACAAGCCGGUCUGAAAAUAUUGCAAGAAGUGCAAACUCGCAUUGUUGGACCUCCCCCAGCAGCACCACAGCCUGUAGGUGCAGACCAAAUCAAAUCUCUACCACGCAUUGUUCCCGAAGUACCGACUCAAUCAAUCUUUCAAGCAAGUCCGAAACCAAGCGUCGGUUCCAGGCUGCUGGCAAGUCCGUUGCGACAAAUUGGCAGUAGUAAACAGCCCUGGCAUCCACCCAUAGAAGAAACGGCCAAAACAGUCGAAACAAAAUUGCUCGAGUAUGCGAGGCCGCCAGGCACGACUCAAAAGCCAACCAAAGGUAUUUCAGAUCAAUGGAUGGCUGCUCUAAAGCAAAGUCGCAUGGCUUGGUUCUUCGUGCCCACAAAUGCCGCCCAAAUCAACGCCAUGGUACUCGGAUCACCCCAUGGAAACGCAGCAUUGAUUGUUGAUGCAAUUGAGUCAAUAACCAGAAUGCAAGUUGCCAGUCUCACAGAAGAUACAUACGGCAAAGCCACUCCGACAGUGCCAGACACUGUAAGAACUUUUACAAAAACUCUCAACAUAAUUGAAGACCUUGUAUCGAAACACAAGCAGGGCGCUACGGGUGGAAUUGAUGAAGUUGAGAUCAUCAUCGCAAGAUUAAGGGCUGGGCUGAAGGAGUUGUUGUCAGCCUUUCAGGUAUAUUUGAUUGAUCAAGGUCUUGGGAUUGCCGACCUUAAUCAGGCCAAGAAGGCCACCCAGGCACCAGAACCUGAGGAAGCGCAGGAAAAACCCAAGCCCAAGGCUGUCGAACAGCCGACGCAGAGACGUCUUUUUCAGAAAGAUGCGCAAAAAGAUGGUACCAAGGACAGGAACCGGAUAUCAGAGGAUCAGAUCCCUAGAUUGGAGUCUUCAGGGUGGUCUGGAUCUAAUCCCCAGAAUGGCCGUUUGUUCCAGAGAAGAGAGAUGGAACAAGUCAGAUAA
Molecule: messenger RNA, 2058 nt
Organism: Fonsecaea nubica
Lineage: Eukaryota; Fungi; Ascomycota; Eurotiomycetes; Chaetothyriales; Herpotrichiellaceae
Exons: 1
Coding region: 1-2058 (685 amino acids)
Biological process (GO): spindle pole body localization; nuclear pore organization
Cellular component (GO): nuclear pore transmembrane ring; spindle pole body
Molecular function (GO): spindle pole body-nuclear membrane anchor activity
Source: RefSeq, a predicted model, not a curated record